Dunckerocampus dactyliophorus (ringed pipefish) is the source of this 6869-nucleotide messenger RNA. RefSeq names its product endothelial PAS domain protein 1b (gene epas1b). Gene Ontology annotation, biological process: cellular response to hypoxia; regulation of transcription by RNA polymerase II. Gene Ontology annotation, molecular function: DNA-binding transcription factor activity, RNA polymerase II-specific; protein dimerization activity; RNA polymerase II transcription regulatory region sequence-specific DNA binding. The transcript is spliced from 16 exons. Bases 222 to 2693 code for a protein of 823 amino acids. The record is from RefSeq and is a predicted model, not a curated record. Lineage: Eukaryota; Metazoa; Chordata; Actinopteri; Syngnathiformes; Syngnathidae.
GACUCUGCUGUCCGAGUUCCCGUAGGUCUUUAGAGCUUUUGGACGUUUGGUACUGGAGGACAAAGUUCCGAAGAAGAGCAGCAGCGCGGGUGUCACUGUUCGGGAGAGGCUGUACAAUCCUCGGCAGUGUUCUGAGACUGUACGUCCUGCUCCGGUCCAUUUGGACUCCUCACGUCGAACACCAACUUUGAUUUGGACUGUUGGACUCCACUGAGGACGACAUGACGGCCAACAAGGACAAAAAGAGGAGCAGCUCGGAGCGUCGCAAGGAGAAGUCACGUGACGCGGCCCGUUGUCGGCGCAGCAAAGAAACGGAAGUUUUCUACGAGCUGGCUCACCAGCUUCCUCUACCUCACAGCGUCAGCGCUCACCUGGACAAGGCAUCCAUCAUGAGGCUCGCCAUCAGCUUCCUGCGUACACGCACGCUCUUUACCACCACAGGCUGUGAAGGUGAUUAUGAGCAGAUGAGCAGCUUGUACCUGAAAUCUCUGGAGGGCUUCAUCACCGUGGUAACGUCUGACGGCGACAUGAUCUUCCUGUCGGAAAACAUCAACAAAUUCAUGGGGCUCACACAGGUGGAGCUGACAGGUCACAGCAUCUUUGACUUCACGCACCCAUGUGACCACGACGAGAUCAGAGAGAACCUCAGCCUCAAAACCAGCAGCAGCGGCUUCAGAAAAAAGAGCAAAGAGCAAAGCACCGAGAGGGAUUUCUUCAUGCGGAUGAAAUGCACCGUGACCAACAGGGGGCGCACCGUUAACCUCAAGUCUGCCAGCUGGAAAGUGCUGCACUGCACGGGCCACCUGAAGAUGUACAACAGCGGCCCCUCACAGGUGCUGUGCGAACCGCCGCUCACCUGCACUGUGCUGAUGUGCGAGCCCAUCCCCCACCCCUCCAACAUCGAGGCGCCCCUCGACAGCCGGACCUUCCUGAGCAGACACAGCAUGGACAUGAAGUUCACCUACUGCGACGACAGAGUGACUGAGUUGAUGGGUUACACUCCUGAUGAUCUGCUGGGCCGCUCAGUCUAUGACUUCUAUCACGCUCUGGACUCUGAGAGCGUCACCAAGAGCCACCACAACCUGUGCACCAAAGGCCAGGCAGUGUGCGGUCAGUAUCGCAUGCUGGCAAAGAGCGGAGGUUACGUGUGGGUAGAAACGCAGGGUACCGUCAUCUACAACAACCGGAACUCUCAGCCUCAGUGCAUUGUCUGCAUAAACUACGUCCUUAGUGACAUCGAGGAGAAGUCCACCAUCUUCUCCCUGGAGCAGACCGAGUCUCUGUUCAAGCCCCGCCUCACUAGCAGCUUUUUCACCGCCGCAGCAGCAGGAGUUGCCGGGGAGCCUGGAGACUUCACCAAACUCAAAGAGGAGCCGGAGGACCUCGCCCAGCUGGCACCCACGCCCGGAGACACCAUCAUCAGCCUGGACUUCGGUGGUCCUCAUUUUGAGGAGUCCGCAAAGCAGGCGACAUACGGCCAUCUGCCCACUGCCGCCGUGCCCCUGCCAGGCCCACCGUGCUGGACCAGUGAGAGCCACAAGGUUGUCUCGCCUCCGGCUGCAGGGGACAUGGUUAACAUGGUGGCCACUUUCACGGCCCAGCAGAACCCGCCGCCGUGUAGCACAAGUCCAAGCCUGAGCAGCUGCUCCACGCCCAGCAGCCCAGGCGACUACUACAGCACCACUGACAGCGACGUGAAGGAGGAGCUAACUGAGCGGCUCUUUGCUCUGGACACAGAGAGCAACAGUCCCGUUACCACUGAGAAGGACUUGAGUGACUUUGACCUGGAGACCUUGGCUCCUUACAUCCCCAUGGACGGUGAAGACUUCCAGCUCAAUCCCAUCAUUGCAGACUCGGAGCCUCUGGAAGUGGGCGUGUCCAUGGGGGGCUCUAUGGGGAGUGGCGGCGGUGGCCUCCCUCACUCCCAGCAGAUCCCCCAGCAGAGCUUCAGCAACAUCGCCAGCCUCUUCCAGCCGCUUUCCUCGCCCCCUCAGGAGCAAAGCCGCUAUCGGUCCCAGCCUGCCACUACCUCCUCCUGGGCUCCGGGGGAGGAGAGUGGGUCCGGCAGGGGGACCCUGGACCCAAGGGUGCGGUCCUACAUGAUAGGGCACAUGCAGAAUCCCCCGUACCAAGCGCCUGCCAGCACCCCUCUGUCUUCCAUGGGGGGCAUUCAGAACCUGCAAUGGCCCCCUGAUCCUCUGUUAACGUAUCACCAACACGCCAACAAAAGUCACCACUUGGACUCUUUGUCUGGAGACCUGCGUUCGUCCUACCAGCAGAACCUGCAGCAGGUCCUGCAGAAGGAGAGGUCCAUGGAGGACUUUGGACGAGCUUACAGAGACAUGAGUCCUCCUCCUCGAAUGGACAGCGCCUUUAAACGCUCUUUCGCUCAGAUGGCGGGUGAAUGUAAGACGUCAGAAAGCAUAUGGAAGAAGAUGAGGAGCAACGUGUCUGGUUGUGGGAUGAGAGGAGACAACAGGACUCAGUGUUUGGGAACUCUGCAACAACACAGGAAGUCUCAGUAUCCAGGAAGUAUGGCAGGUCUCGCCAGUCGCUUACUGGGUCCAUCAUUUGAGUCCUCCUGUCUGCCGGAGUUGACCCGCUACGACUGCGAGGUCAACGUGCCGCUGCAGGGCAACCUGCACCUCCUGCAGGGCUGCGAUCUUCUGCGAGCCUUGGACCAGGCCACCUAGAAGGUCCACAUCCUAACGCUGCCAUCACCUAGACUUUGUUUUACGGCCACCUGGAUCUUCAACACCACAAGCCGAGACUCAGAGGCCUCCAUCUCGGACUCAAAGAGCCUCACUAGCCGUCUUUAGCCGCUAUGACAUUGUCCACCUCCACAAGGUGCUGCUUCCUCUUUAUCCCUCAGCUGUGUCAUAUGAUGCUAUCUGACAUGUAGACUGUGGGAUUCACACAACACACGCGUCGUACCCUCCAAUAUGGAGUCUAUUCGUAGCCCCGCCCACUCUACAUCAGCUGACUCCUUUAGCUAAGAGGCUAAUGCUAACGCUUUUGGGUCUCAAGUCAAAUUCCAAGUAGGAAAAGUGUUUCUGAUUCCCAAAGAUAGCUUCGAUAUUUGACUGCUUGCCAAGUGUUUUGGACUCGUCGGGUCCUUGUCUCGGAAGACCACUCAAGUCCGUUUUCAAGACUCGUAGAGACACGUAAAAAACGAGUUAUCCCCGAUGACGAGCAGAGGAGCUGCUCUUGUUAGCAUCAAGUGCUUUUCACUGUUAGCUAACAUGUUGUCAUUUAGUGCGCACUCAUGAACACAUCGUGCAGUACUAACAUACUACAUGCAUGUAUGCUAACAAGCUACAUGCAUGUACCCUAACACGCUACUGUACAUGCAUGUACGCUAACACGCUACAUGCAUGUCCUCUAACAUACUACAUGCAUGUCCUCUAACAUGCUACAUGCAUGUACCCUAACACGCUACAUGCAUGUACGCUAACACGCUACAUACAUGUACGCUAACACGCUACAUGCAUGUACACUAACAUGCUACAUGCAUGUACACUAACAUGCUACAUGCAUGCUGUAAUAACACUUCAUUGUCUUCUACUAGCACCAGUACAAGCUGCUUUUUUUCUUCUCCUUUCUGUGCAAUUGUUGUCGUCACGGUGAAGCUUAAUUGGUGCCACAGUUCACUCAAGUUGUCAUGCUGCACACACACACACACACAUGCACUGCAAUAGGUGUGUGUGUGUGUGUGUGUGUGUGUGUGUGUGUGUGUGUGUGUGUGUGUGCGUCCAUGUGAUUGAUAGCUGUUAGCACCUACUGGCAGCAUCAUGCAAAGGACUGUUAGGGCCACAUUCAUAUAAAUGCUAAUAAUGUUCUCACAAUGAAGUCAUAGAAACACAUUAAGAAGAAAAAAUAAUCAUAUUAUUCCACGGAACACAGUGUAAUAGUAUGAAAAUAAAUCUUUCUAACUCAAAAACAUUUCUUCCAAUGCCAGCUAUUAUACCAUGACUUGGUUUUUGUAAUAUUAUGAAUUUAGUCUUGUAAAUGUCUGACUAAAUAUAAACUUUAUUGUGUUAAAAUGAUGAAGUUUUCUUGCCAAAUUUACAAGCAUAUUGUCAUAACGCUAUGACUAUAUUAUUAUUACUUAUUUUUUCUUGUAAGUUGUUUAUCAUAAUCAUAAUGGUCAUAUUCCAUCCUUAUUCCUGUGCAAGUACAAUUUUAAUGUGGAAAUAAUGAUUUCAAUUUUGUGGUCCUAGUGCUCCUUUGUCGCAUGACUAAUGCUUACAUUUUUGCUGAAGCGGUAAUAAAUAAUCCACCGUGUUCCAAGUGUUCCACUCUCGUGUCAGCAGUGAUCAAGUGUAGGAUUUGUGGCAAUCACUGAGACUUAGGAAAGCUCCCAAGCCAGCCAGUGCCGAUGGAGGGUUGUUUGUCAGAAGAAUCAACAUCGAGGACACUUUAGAUGAGAUGUCACGGCUUUUAUGUCUACUCUUUUCUUCUUUAGGGUAACGUACAGACCCCCCCACCCCACACCCAGCCUACAGUCAUAUACAUAUAUACAGUAUAUAUAAAAUGCAACUAUAUGAAACAUAUUCUAUAUACAGUAUAUUCAUAUAUGUGUAACAGAUGCCAGCUGGUGCAGCGGUGUGAUAAUAUGUUCGGUAAACCUCACUCCCUGACACCUUAAGAGCUGCACUGAACAACGAGUCGAUAUCUGAGGCUUUUAGCUGAUUGGCUAGCGCUACUCGACUUCACCCUCAUUUGUUGGGGACCCACACGGGCCACUGUUACAUAUAUAUGUAUAAAUAUUUAGAUGAAAAAUAUGAUAUUCUGUCUUUGGCCUCACUCGAUGAGCACUUGCAGGUUGUGCACGUUACGUGUUUAAAGACGGGAUGUUUGUAGCGUGGCUGUGUCCUGGUGCAUGAUCACUCGCCGUCCGCCAUCUUUUUUGCCCUCCCUCCCCUGCAUUUGGCUGGCCAGGACUCUUGUUGAUGUUCGUGCUUUAAAGACGUUGCCAGAUAUGAUGUAGCAUUUUGCGUAGUGGUAAUAAAGGAGGUAGUUGUUCACGUAAACACUGUAUACUCUUUGUAAGUGCUUUGCUUCACAUCAUGCUGAUAUUUUCCCAAAGGGAAGCGCUCGUCUCACCUUUAGAACCCUUGGUUUGGAACGCAUUCUGACACCUCUAGAGCCCAUGAAGUCCUACCUAGGACACAUGAUGUAGACAGCUAGAACCCGAACCAGAUCAGAGCCAGAACCAGCCCUAGCUCCACUGGAGUACACAAUACAACCCACCUUGACCCCACUGGAACACCCUGGUGCCGUUUAACGGUAUGGAAGUGGAGGGGGGGCAUGUUGGUACAUCAUGUGGCCCGUGAGGCUGCUUUCCCUCUUCUAGAGUAAUCCCUCCCCACUUUCACAGCUUCACUCUAUCACCGUUUGUCAAAAAUAUAUUCAUUAUUAGAUCAUGCAUCAUAGUUAAGCAAAUAUAAGGCAUUCAGAAGACGCAUUGAAAGAGGUUGUGCACUGGUCACUAGGUGGCAGUAAUGUUAUUGUAAUGUUGGCUAUGACACACAAGCACCAGACUUGAUCGCCAGAACAACAGGAUUUUAUUGCAGCUUUGAAUACAAUAAUCCCUAACACGAGCUAAAGCCGCUACUCAAAAUUCAACUUCAAACCCUCAACGUCGCUUCCUGUUCAACACCGGAUCACAUUUACAACAACACACGUCUUAAAUGUCUUAUUUUCUUUUAUUAUGUCCGCUGUAGUGGGUAAUAGGAGUGUAAAGGUGAUACUAUAGGGGUGUUAUUUCAUGUCUGGAGGGUUCUAAUCAUGUUUAAAAGCGUAUUUAGAAGGUGGUAAACAGGUUUUCCGUGCUCUAACUACCAAAAUAUUCCUUUUCUAAAUAAGGAAUGCUACUUUUUGGAAAGGGACUUAUGACGGUUGGGUGUGGAAACAAUGGAGCGCCACAAAGGAGGGAUUACUGUACUGUAAGAAGUGAUGGAAUGCAGCCACAAUGAAGAAUGGAUUUGAUGAUGUGUCCGCUAGGAAGCCUUGACGACUAAGUGUGCACACGUACGUGGGAGAAAUGCAGGUAGCAGUAAACACGACACCUCGUCCAAGCGAAAAUUUCAUAGCCGAAAAAGGACAUCAAUUACAGCGCUACCUUGCUUUUCCAUAAAUUCCUUCCUCAUCAUACAAAAAACGAUUUAUUUUUUCCCGUAAGAAAUAAUGUAAAUCCAAUUCAUCCACUCCAGAUGCCAAAAAAUAUGAAAAGCAACAUUUUAUAGAGAAUAAUUCUAGUUUUAUUACAUGUGGAUUCCCUGGCUGGAAUUUGUCUGUAGCGUCCCAGCUCUAAAACAAGCAUCAUCCAUUCAGUCACCGACGCAUGGAUGCUUGCUUUGGACACUCCAUUCCGCAGAUUACGUUGUUAGCAGACGAGUUUGUUAGCAGACUAGUAGGCGCUAAGUUUGGCCGUAUGAACACCGAGACAUAUUUUUGGCCGAAAACCGAGGUCGCACCGCAUUUUCAACGCAGCGUGUCGUUUUGUACCUCGUGCGGACGUGAAUGCUCGUUGCCGAUGCUAACGUUGUCAAGGUCACUUAGCCGAACAUAGCGUUGACCUUGGGACAAACUCUGCCCAAAGCGACAAAAGAAUGACUUCCCUCCCGCUUCCGAAGACGAUAUCAGCAUUUUGUCUCGUUGUAUCCAAACAGGGUUUGUAGUUUUUCACUCUGAGCGUAUUAUUUGCACGUAUUUAGUUGCCUUUGCUGAUUGUGCUUUUGUAUAUGCUAUAAAUUGCUAUGAUAUAUAAUAUAUAUAUAUAUAUAAUAUAUAUUAGCUUUGUUACUACUAUGUAAGAAGUUUGUUUUUCUGCACUGAUAUCUUCUUAUUAAAGCAUAUUGAUCUUA